Molecule: messenger RNA, 2161 nt
Organism: Mauremys mutica (yellowpond turtle)
Lineage: Eukaryota; Metazoa; Chordata; Testudines; Geoemydidae
Gene: GDAP1L1
Product: ganglioside induced differentiation associated protein 1 like 1
Exons: 6
Coding region: 24-1127 (367 amino acids)
Source: RefSeq, a predicted model, not a curated record
UGUUCUUCCAAUCUCAGGCUGUCAUGGCGACUCCCAACAAUGCUACUCCCACCAACUGCAGCUGGUGGCCCAUUUCAGCUCUUGAGAAUGAUGCAGGGAAAUCUGCGGAGGUUGAGGACAGCCAGGACCCAACAGACCCCGCUCUCAGAUCCAAGGAUAGGCUGGUUUUGUAUCACUGGACCCAGUCUUUCAGCUCACAAAAGGUCCGCCUGGUCAUCGCAGAGAAGGGGCUGCCGUGCGAGGAGCGGGAUGUCAGCAUGCCCCUGACUGAGCACAAGGAGCCCUGGUUCAUGCGUCUCAACCUCGGGGAGGAGGUGCCCGUGAUUAUCCAUGGAGACAACAUCAUCAGCGACUACAACCAGAUCAUCGACUACAUGGAGAAGAACUUCACAGGAGAAAAUGUUACCCAGCUGAUCCCCGAGGCCGGGAGCAUUCUUCACACAAGAGUGGUGCAGUACAGAGAGCUCCUGGACUCACUCCCCAUGGAUGCCUACACUCACGGCUGUAUCCUCCAUCCCGAGCUCACCACUGACUCCAUGAUUCCAAAGUACGCUACAGCUGAAAUCCGCAGACACUUAGCUAACGCCAGCACAGAGCUGAUGAAGCUGGACUACGAAGGGGAGCCCCAGCUGACCGAGCCAUACCUUUCCAAACAGAAGAAACUCAUGGCCAAGAUCUUGGAACAUGACAAUGUGAGCUACUUGAAGAAAAUCCUUGGCGAGCUGGGAAUGGUGCUAGACCAGAUUGAGGCCGAGCUGGAGAAGAGGAAACUCGAGUAUCAAGGGCAGAAGUGUGAACUCUGGCUCUGCGGAUGCGUCUUUACCUUGGCCGACAUCCUACUGGGGGCCACCCUGCACCGCCUCAAAUUUCUAGGACUGUCUAAGAAAUACUGGGAAGAUGGCAGCAGACCCAACCUACAGUCCUUCUUUGACAGGAUACAAAAACGCUUUGCCUUCAGGAAAGUUUUGGGAGACAUACACACCACCCUUCUCUCGGCUGUGGUACCCAAUGCCUUCAGGCUUGUCAAACGGAAACCCCCCUCCUUCUUUGGAGCCUCCUUCCUUAUGGGAUCUCUGGGGGGAAUGGGAUAUUUUGCUUAUUGGUAUUUAAAGAAAAAAUACAUCUAAUGCUGGCUGUUUGGUGUUUAGUUUGGUGACUCUGUGCUGUGUGAAAUCACGAUGACUCCUCAGUAACUGUAAUGAAACAAGGUAUGAAUAAUUAUAUUGUUGAUGUAACAUUCCAUAGUUAGAAGUAGAAAAUUAUACCGCAAGGAAAUAAGUCAACUUAUAAAUGGCUUUUUUUAGGGUUAAGUAUUAAACAGUAGCGACCGGUGAGUGUCAUACUCGGGCACUUACUGAGCUUACACACCUGUCAUGGAGUGAAACUGCCUCCAGAGCAGGCAAAUUCCAGUGGAAGGGAGAUGACAACCCCGGAAAAAUUUCAAACCCCCAGGUUAAACUAUGGGAUUUGGAUACUCUGUGCGGUACCUUUAUGUUUUCAAAAUGUACAUUGGCCGCAUCACACUUUUGCCAGGUGCAAGUAGAGGGGCCGUUCUUCUUCUAGAAACUGUUACACUCUUGUGAUCUGGGGUCUUUCCUGGAAGCAGAGAGGACACAGCCAGCUGGGGGGUACAGUAGCCAGUCAAGAUCAUGGUGGAGUUGAAUGAUUUAAUUAUCCAUUUUUUAAAUUAUUUCCAUUAAAUCAAAUAUUUUUAAUGAGCUGCUCUUAGAAUGUAUCCACCUUCUACAUCUGCUUUUUUUUUAUGUUUACAUGUCUUUUAUUAAGAGCCACGUUUAUUUCUCAGUGAUAUCAUUUUGACUUCGAGGCUGAAUUCUGUCCAACACAGAUUUUUUUUUUAGCCUCGCAGCUCUUUGCCUUGAAUUUCCUUUCUGGAUUUGCAAAGGACCUUUCACCAACUGAGCUUCUCGGGACUCUGAAAAACGCAAGCGUUCUCAGAACUUUUCUGCACUUGCCUGAAGACACUUUUGUUUUCUCUUCUGUUGGGGGCUCUUCUCAGUAACUUUCUCCCCGUGUAUUUUCUUAGAGACACUUUGCACAGAAUCACGUUUAUCACUUUCUUGUGCCUUUUGCAUGUUGGAAAGAAUAAUGGGUGUCACUGCUACUCAUGCUUAGAAAACAACGAGAUCCAGAAUAAACCAGA